UUUGGAUCCUCGGAAUCUAGAAUUCUCUGCAAUCUUGGUUCUUGGAACUAUAAAUUCUUCGAGGCUACAAAUCCAAUGGAUCAAGAUAAAACGAGAUUUCCCUCUCGAGUGGAAAUCGACCGAAACAAGUCCCUGUAACAGAAUUCUUGGUGGAAUCUGUUAAAGUAUCGCGCAGUUAUAAACAAGAAGAGAUUCACGCCGUGCGAAUGCAUCUCAACUUGUGUGGAAUGAGAAAGUGAAACUGCAUUUACGUGCUUCGAAGAGUCAUCUUCACAUAAGGGUAAUGAAAAAUCGCAAGAUUCUUUCUUUUUCGGAGCCGAGAUUAAUCUCUGUAAGAGACGUCUUCGAAUCUCUCGGCGGAGGAGCGGAAAUUCUCGGGAAGCGGUCAAGAUGAAGAAGAAAGAGAGAAAAGAAUUCUAAAAGAAGAAAAUAAGAGAUUUAAAUUUGUAACGAAUAACGUUAUUUAUUUGUUCAUAUGAAGCAAAGUCACGAUGAUGAACAAAAUAUGUGCCCCGAGUCAGUAGUGAAAGCAGAGAGAAUUCCAAGAGCGGUCACGUCCCCGAUUUAGGCAAAUUUUAGCUCGAGCGUCGAGAUAUUGUAGAAAUCUGUAUUACCGAUAUUUCUUAGCACAUUCGGGAAUCAAAAUUGUAAUCUAUUAUCCUCCGAAAAGUUGCUUGGCUAGAUAGUUCGAAGUUUACGUUCGCAAACAUGAGAGGCGCUUAUCUCGAAUAAGUGCUCGACUCUGCUGUACAAAAGCACAGAGGCACCGGAGAGUAUAUCACCAAAAUGAUAGUGUUAACAAAUAUAUGUAGGUUAUCGAGAUAUCACAAGUCAGUGCUUUUGGCUGGCAAAAAUUUGUGUAAAAAUGGAAAUAUGUCCUACGUUAAGUUUAGUAACGCGAGAAGAGAAAGUCACACGAACGCCGGUACGGAAGUCAUCACGCUGUCUGAUGGCAAGCAGCUCAGUCUGUCUACAGGAAAGUAUGCACGUUUCGCUGAUGGUAGCGCAAUCGCGUCUUUGGGCGACACUUCUGUCAUGGUCACAGCGGUUUGCAAGCAUCAGUCGUCUAGCUCCUCGUUCCUUCCACUUGUCGUGGAUUAUAGACAGAAGGCAGCGGCUGCUGGUCGCAUACCGACAAAUUUCUUACGGAGAGAACUCGGGCCGACUGAAAAUGAAAUUCUCACGAGCAGAGUCAUUGAUCGGUCAAUACGGCCAUUAUUUCCAGAGGGAUUUUACUUCGACACACAGAUAAUGUGUAAUAUGUUAGCCGUCGACGGUAUAAACGAUCCUGACGUGAUUGCCAUUAAUGGCGCCUCCGCGGCUCUUAGCGUUUCCGAUAUUCCGUGGAAUGGUCCUGUAGGUGCGGUCAGAAUCGGGAUGAUCAACAACGGAUUUAUAAUUAAUCCUACAAGACGUCAAAUUCAAGAUAGUAUAUUAAAUAUGAUUAUCACUGCAACUAAACAUAAUUUGAUCGUCAUGUUAGAGGGUUCGGCCAAUGAGAUUUUGGAGCCGGAUCUGAAAAAGGCGAUAAAGCUCGGCAUAAAAGAAUGUCAGAAUAUUGUAAACGCGAUAGCAAAUUUGCAGAAGGUACAUGGCAAAACGAAAAGAAAGAUUGAAACUAACAAACAAUCACAAGACAAUGAUCUGAUCAGUUCUGUGAAGGAACUUUCAGAGACAAAAUUGCGAGAUAUAUUUUCAGAUCACACCCAUGAUAAGAUCUCUAGGGACAAUGCGAUUAAUGAUCUUAGAAAUAAUGUUAUUGAAACAUUGAAGAAUGAUAAUGCAAAUUUGGAUGUUAAAUCGGCGGAAGGAAUUUUUGGAAACAUUACCAAAGAUAUUUUCAGGACAUUGAUCUUAGAGACAGAUGUCAGAUGUGACGGUCGUCCAAUGAAUGGUAUACGCGACAUAUCGUGUCAAGUAGAUCUUUUUAAUCCUCUUCAUGGCUCGGCUGUGUUUCAACGGGGACAGACCCAGGUCAUGUGUACUGUGACUCUGGACUCUCUGGAAAGUGCGCUUAAGCUGGAUGCCAUGUCAAUGUUAAUUAGUGGCGUGAAGGAAAAAAAUUUCUUUCUUCAUUACGAAUUUCCGCCCUAUGCAACUAAUGAAACAGGACAUGUAGGUCGGAUAGGCCGUCGGGAAAUGGGACAUGGUGCUUUAGCAGAGAAAGCUUUGCGGCCGAUUCUUCCAAAGGACUAUCCGUUCACCAUAAGACUAACUAGCGAGGUUUUGGAAUCAAAUGGUUCUUCUUCAAUGGCUACCGUUUGUGGCGGAAGUUUAGCACUGCUCGAUGCAAGCGUACCUAUAUCUUCGUCAGCAGCAGGUGUGGCCAUCGGUCUUGUGACUAAAUAUAAUGAAACUAACACGGAUAUUGACAAGUAUAAGAUAUUGACCGAUAUAUUGGGAAUCGAAGAUUAUUUGGGGGAUAUGGAUUUCAAAAUGGCAGGCACCAAGCGAGGAUUUACCGCAUUGCAGGCCGAUGUAAAGAUACCAGGAGUUCCACUAAGAAUCAUAAUGGAAUGCAUACAGCAAGCGAGCACUGCUAAAUGGGAAAUCCUUAAAAUCAUGAACGAAGUGAUACGAACACCGCAACAAAAGAAAAAGAAUAAGAUGCCAGUGGUGGAUAGUUUAGAGGUUCCUAUUCAUCAAAGAGGAAAGUUUGUCGGUAUCGGUGGGAUGAAUUUAAAGAAGAUAUUUUUGGAAACCGGAGUACAUAUAUUUCCACAAGACGAAAACACAUAUUCUAUAUUUGCGCCAAACGAAGAUGCCAUGACCGAAGCUAAGGAAAUGAUAGAAAAUAUUCUGCAGAAGGAUCGCGAGCCGACUUUAGAAUUUGGUGCCAUUUAUACCGCGAGGAUAGUGGAAAUACGAGAUAUUGGAGUUAUGGUGACGCUAUAUUCUAACAUGUUGCCAGCAUUAUUGCCCAAUUCCCAAUUAGAUCAACGCAAGAUUCAUCACGCUAGUGCUCUGGGACUCGAAGUUGGCCAGGAGAUACAAGUCAAGUACUUUGGACGAGACCCAGUGUCCGGACAAAUUAGGAUAUCGCGGAAAGUGCUGCAAGAACCGAUCUCGAUCUCGAGAACUCUACUUCGGGAUAAAGAUCGAGAAAGGGCGUGAAGCUCUUAAAUUAUUAUGUUUUAAAUUGAAACACAUACAUUGUAAACUGUUUGUAUUGCGAGAAGAUGAUGCUAUAUAUUUUCCUGUUUAAAACUGAAUAUUUUUUUGCAGAUUCCAACUGUACAUAUCUGUUGAAUAUAACAUUUUUGUAUGACGUAUUAUUAAGAAUAGAAACAUAAAAAUACCGCGAUGUAAAAUAUAA
Cataglyphis hispanica is the source of this 3316-nucleotide messenger RNA. RefSeq names its product polyribonucleotide nucleotidyltransferase 1, mitochondrial (gene PNPase). The coding region runs from base 787 to 3114 and encodes 775 amino acids. The transcript has 8 exons. Lineage: Eukaryota; Metazoa; Arthropoda; Insecta; Hymenoptera; Formicidae. The record is from RefSeq and is a predicted model, not a curated record. Gene Ontology annotation, biological process: mitochondrial mRNA catabolic process; mitochondrial RNA 3'-end processing. Gene Ontology annotation, cellular component: mitochondrion; cytosol. Gene Ontology annotation, molecular function: 3'-5'-RNA exonuclease activity; RNA binding; polyribonucleotide nucleotidyltransferase activity.